AUGGCAGAUUUAGACAAUACAAAGAUAUCCAUUAUCAACGCCAAAAAAGUGGAUCCCAAGCUUCUCGCAGAGAUUGGUGAUCAAUCCGCUGAAUUACCAAAAUCUAUUAAAGCGAAGAAUGCAAACUCCAAGCGAUGUAAUCUGUGUUGUAUGUCUAUUGGAUUUCUUCUCUCUACUGUAAUGGUAUUGGCAGUCGCAGGCAUAGGUACAGGCGUUUCUGUUUUUGCAGAAAAAAGAAUAAAUUGUACGGUAAAUGGUGUUAUGCGGCAAGUUGGUUGGAUUUCAUUACCCGGUAUUUUGGUUGGAACGACACUUCAUUAUUUUCUCUCGGAAGCCAUGUGGAGUGGUAGACACAAUACAUGGGGACAAGCAUGGAUGAAGGCGAUUGCAUUUAAUAGUCUCACUUGGUCUAUUGGUGUUGGGGCGGGAACUCUUUUCUGGCGAAAAGCUCUUCUUCUAACUUCUUCUGGUAGACGAUUGUAUUAUCGUUAUCCCAUCCCUGUAGAGCCGCUGGACUCGCGUGUACUUCGAAGUCCGGCGGAGUUCUUUACGGGAAUGGGAUGGUCGUAUUGGUUGAGUGGAGUGGUGAGUGGACAGGUUGGAUUUUUGAGUUGUGUGGGAUUUUGUGUUUGGAAUGAUCGGCCGUAUUUUAUGAUGAACCCGCAUGGGGGUUAUUCCACACGAUGUAUGCCGCUCUGGCGGAGGGAACAACUGGCCAGACAGGCGAAUGUUAGUCUUUCUAAUUAA
Trypanosoma theileri is the source of this 747-nucleotide messenger RNA. RefSeq lists its product as uncharacterized. The record is from RefSeq and is a predicted model, not a curated record. The transcript has a single exon. The coding region runs from base 1 to 747 and encodes 248 amino acids. NCBI's taxonomy places the organism in Eukaryota, Euglenozoa, Kinetoplastea, Trypanosomatida, Trypanosomatidae.